This is a messenger RNA of Lolium perenne, 4636 nucleotides long. Lineage: Eukaryota; Viridiplantae; Streptophyta; Magnoliopsida; Poales; Poaceae. The record is from RefSeq and is a predicted model, not a curated record.
UCCUCCCCCAACCUGUGCCGCCGCCUCUCCUCCUCCCAAGCAGGAGCAGGAUGCAACCGCAUCGGGAGAGCAUCCGGGGGGGCGUUGCUGCGUGGAGCGCCGGGAGGCGAUGGUCGCGGGCGUCGCUGUGCGGAGAGCAGGUGGGGCCGCAUCAGCCGUCGCCUUGGGUCGCUGCCGCCGUCGCAGCUCCUCCAUGCCAUGGUCGUCGGACAACGCCAUGGAGCGCGUCUCCAACAAGUCGCGAAUCCGGGACAGGACGUGGAUCCGCUCCGGCGACGAGCGGAGGCGACGGCCUCGCGCGGGGCGGAUCCGCGGCGGUGGCGAUUGGAAGCGCCGGGCACGGCCGAAGACGGGCUGCGCGGGGCGCAUCCACUUCGGCGACGACCAGAGGCGACGGGCUCGCGCGGGGCAGAUCCACGGCGGUGGCGACUGGAAGCGCCGGGCACGGCCGAAGACGGGCUGCGCGAUGGCUGUACCGGGUCUGGGAAGAAGAGAAGAAGGAAGUAUCAAGAAGACCCAAGUUGUUCAUGCACGUGCCUGGGAUUCAGUGUUGGGUAGAUUAAUUAUUCUUUCUUGUUCGUGGUAUGUUUGACAGCGGCGAGACGCGGAUCAGGCUGCAACACGAGCUGCAGGGAAUGGCAGAGGAGUGGGUGUCCCUAAUGGAAGAGGGCGUGGCGUCCCUUUGCUACAGACCUAGUGGGUCAAUUUCCGAAGGAUGCUAGAGAAUACUUGGUUCGAUACUACAUGAUGGAUAAGAUGAAGGAUGUAGUGCGGCUGAAGGUCUGAUGUCGUAAGUUUUGCCAUAUGAAUUCAAUGAAGAUUACACAGGAUGGUCUGGUGGACUUAGUGGAUACAUUGCUUGUUUGGAUAAUACCGUCAAAACAUGUCUUUGAGAGAGCCCAUCUCGCAAAUACUGCUUCAAACAGAAGUAAAUAUAUGAUAAAACGAUUAUAGCCACUCUACGCUCUCCAUUAAAGAAAUGACCACUUUCGUAUGUGCUACUAGAUGGUUUACACCCUGCUUUCAGAGAUAUACGAAGGGGACAAAUGGUAGAAUUUUGUGAUCCUAUCAAACACACUGAAUUGGCGUUUCUUGCUCAACAAGUCUGUUUUGGCCAGUGUUCUCCCAUUCAGCAGCUACUUGAUAAUAAAAUGUUUAAUAUCCUCUCUUUUGUUCAGUUCGUUUAUUUUUCUAUUGUUAUCAUCUGGACCUAAAUAUAGGUCAGAAACUUGUAGAACUGUUCAGAGCUUUUCUCCUCGGGUAGCUUUGGUCAUAUUCUGGGUAUGCUGUAAACGAUUCCGUGCACAGCUCAUUUCUGAGAAACUUGUAGAUAUUGUUUACGUGUUCUGUUUAGUUGGACUGCAGCUAAAGAAUCUGCAUUUUUUUCCAGGGAACUAUGCUGGUUUAAUCCUUAGAGAUAUUGACAAAGAUAGUGGUAAUCCACAAAUGUGUGCUUCCUACCCUGCAGAGAUAGACACAAACUUAAUGGCCUCAGAGCCGAGGGUGCAGUAAACAUUGGAGGAAGGUGCCCAGCUUGUAUUUUUAGGAUGGCAGUAAAGUCUUUCCUUCAACGAAGAUUUCCCCUGACAUUUGCAAUGGCAGCAGUGUCACCACCAGAGUUUGACAUUUAUUCACUGAAAUUAUUAUUGACUGUAAUGAUAUAUAGGUAUUUGAACCAAAAUUCCUUAUGAAUUUAUUUCAGUGUAACUUAGCAUACAUUUUGUUCCAAAAUUCUUUACAGAGAUCCACCAAUCCAACGCCCCUGAGUGGACCAACAGAGAGGAGCGGCUGCCAGAGCUUGGGAGCUCCACGGACCACACGGUGACAACGAGAGCAGAUGAUGGUGUGCUACGUGCUCAGUUUAUACUCCACCCGAGAUUAUAAUGCAGAGGCUGCUGGACCUUGAAUAACGUAUGGCACGAUGCAGUACAAACCGCUGUCGCCGAGAGCUUAGCCGAUACUAUUUCUACCUAAAAGUAACUGCAGUUCGUUCUUCUUAAUGAAAAUCUAUAAGCAAAAUCAGGGCAAUGACAUUAUGCUCAGUUUUUUAGUUCUGCUAGCUUACAGUGCUCUAGCUUACAGUGCCUCUUGCCAAAUGAUACAAAGUGGGUAAUUCUUAGCUUACAGUGCUCUAGCUUACAGUGCGCUAGCUUACAGUGCUCUAGCUGUAGAUCCUAGGUAUCCUCUAUGGGCUUAUGUGGAGAAGCUUGGUGGUGCUUCCUCUGGUAGUGGUAGUCGUGGAGGGAAUGCAAAGUUUCGUUGCAAAUUUUGUAAUAAGGUUUACCUAGGCAGCUAUACAAGAGUGAGGCCUCAUCUCCUUCAGAUAACAAAGAAAGAUGUAGGAACUUGUGACAAAAUUCCGCACUCUUCCUUUGAGCAAAUUUGCAAGGAAGACAAAGCAGCAGCUCAACUCCUUGAACAUGGUACAACAAGGCACACAAUUCCUUUACCGCCCUAUGAUGCAUCUGCUCCAACAAGAAAAAGAAAGCAAACAGCUAUUGCAGAUAGCUUUAAUGCUCUGAUGCUCAUCUUGCUAGAAUGUUUUACACUGCAGGGCUUCCAUUCAAUCUUGCAAGAAACCCGAACUUUAGGGCUGCCAUCACAUUCAUUGCAAACAGUAGCUUAGGUGGGUAUGUGCCUCCAGGAUAUAAUUCAUUGAGGACAACUCUUCUUGAUCAAGACAAGAAACACAUUCAGAGGAGCCUAGAACCCAUUAAAUCAACAUGGCCUUACAAAGGAGUGAGUAUUGCGACUGAUGGCUGGUCUGAUCCUCAAAGGCGACCCAUUUUAAACUUCAUGGCUGUGACCGAAGGUGGCCCAAUGUUCCUAAAGGCAAUUGACACCGAGGGAGAGGAAAAAAGAAGGAAUAUAUCUUUGAGAAGCUACAGGAAGUGAUUGAGGAAGUUGGAGUUGACUGUGUGGUUCAAGUGGUGACGGACAAUGCUGCAAACUGCAAAGCGGCUGGGUUGAUGAUUGAAGCAAAGUACAAGAACAUAUUUUGGACUCCUUGCAUCGUGCAUACUCGCAACCUUGCAUUGAAGAAUAUUUGUGACCCGAAGAACAAUGAGGGCGACAAUUUCUAUCUCUGGUUCAUCAAAAAGGCGGCUGAUGAUGCUUCUUUUAUCAAGAACUUUAUCAUGAACCAUAGCAUGAGACUGUCUAUGUUCAAUGAGUUUAGCAAGCUCAAGUUCCUUCAAAUUGCAGAAACUAGAUUCGCAAGUGUUGUAAUCAUGUUCAAGAGGUUUCUUUUGCUCAAGGAUGCAAUUGUUCAAAUGGUUGUUCAUCCUAAUUGGGCUGCCUAUAGGGAGGAUGAUGUAGCUAAAGCUCAGAGGGUGAAGGACCAUGUUCUGAAUGAUGUAUGGUGGGACAAUAUUGCAUACAUUGUUUCUUUCACUGAGCCAAAUUAUGCUAUGAUAAGGUUGGCUGACACGGACAAGCCAUGUCUCCACUUGAUCUAUGAAAUGUGGGACUCCAUGAUAGAGAAGGUCAAAAUACCUAUAUAUCGGUUUGAAGGAAAGGAGCAUGGGGAAGUGUGUAUCUUGUAUGAAAUUAUUAAAGAGAUCCUUGUUGCUCGUUGGACCAAGAGCAAUACUCCCUUGCAUUGUCUGGCUCACUCACUAAACCCAAGAUACUAUAGUCCAGUUUGGAUUAAUGGAGCCCCUGGACGUGUCAUCCCCAAUGAUGACCAUGAAGUUACAGAAAUGAGAAACAAGUGCUUUAGAAAGUUAUAUCCAGAUCAAGAGGAUUUCAAAACCAUCAAGAGGGAAUUUGCCGACUUUGCUCUUUUUAUGAAUGCCUUUGAAAAUCCUGAUUCAAUUGAAGACAGAGCUGAUUUUGAACCUAAGCAAUGGUGGGGAACUCAUGGAGUCAGCACAAAGCUAUUAAAAAAUUUAGCAUUGAAGCUACUUGGGCAGCCCGCAUCUUCCUCUUGUUGUGAAAGGAAUUGGGGCACUUAUGGCUUCAUACAUAGUGCUGCAAGAAACAAGUUAACACCUGCUCGAGCUGCUGAUUUGGUCUACACGCACAACAACCACCGUCUUCUGUCGAGGAAUUCUCAAGCAUAUCAAACUGGGCCAAGCCGAAUGUGGGACAUUGGGGGAGAUGGAGUUGAGACUUUUGCUGGUGUUGGCAUGCUAGAAUCUGCUGAUCUUUCACUUGAUGAGCCAGAACUGGAGGAGGAAAUAAUUGAUUCUCUCACUUAAGUCUCCUGCCAUUAGCCCGUGACAGACUUGAGAAUCUGAGAGUUUGAGACAAUCAGUCAUUCUCUCCAUUUAUGUUUGUAGCUGUUAUGUACUAUUGAACUACCUAUUUGCCAUUUCCCAUUUGAACCGUUUAUCGUUUAACUAUGUGGCCAUCUGAGCCUUGUUAGCUCCAAUUUAUCAUGUUCUUGCUGGGCUAUUUGACAAUGGGGAUGAGAAUCAAUCAAGAACUUGAUAAAAGAGACACCAAAUGGGGCAGUAUUCUCUUUUCUGAUCUCUUUCUCAUUAAUUUUCUGUCAUAACUUUAUAUUACAUGGCAUAUAUUUCUUUUAUUUUAUAUAUACUCGCCGUAUCCCCGAAUGGCUGUUUUUGAAAAAUGCCGUAUCCCGUAUCCCCGUAUGCGUAUCCUCGUCUUUCCGUCCCCGUGUCCGUGCUUU